UGCCGGCGGAAGGCGGGGCGGAGCGGCCGCGCUUCCGCGUGUGUGUAGGUGCUGGGUAGGGUAGGGCGGCGACCUGGGCAUGGAGGAUGAGUUCGCUCCUGCUGCAGCUGGCGGUGCUCGGCGUGGCGCUGGCGGCCGCAGCCCUGAUACUGAUUUCCUUUGUUGCAUUUAUAACUGCUACAAAAAUGCCACACCUCCAUCAACAUGAAGACGAGAAGUUCUUCUUAAAUGCCAGAGGACAGAAGGAAGCAUUGCCUAGCAUAUGGGACUCACCUACCAAACGGCUCUCUGUUGUUGUGCCUUCAUACAAUGAAGAAAAACGGUUGCCUGUAAUGAUGGAUGAAGCUCUGGGCUAUCUAGAGGAGAGACAGAAGCAAGAUCCUACAUUCACUUAUGAGGUGAUAGUAGUUGAUGAUGGCAGCAAAGACCAGACUUCAAAGGUAGCUUUUAAAUAUUGCCAGAAAUAUGGAAGUGACAAGGUACGAGUGAUAACACUGGUGAAGAAUCGCGGGAAAGGCGGAGCUAUUAGGAUGGGUAUAUUCAGUUCUCGAGGAGAAAAAAUCCUCAUGGCAGAUGCAGAUGGAGCCACAAAGUUUCCAGAUCUUGAGAAAUUGGAAAAAGGACUGAAUGACCUACAGCCUUGGCCUGAACAAAUGGCUAUUGCAUGUGGAUCUCGAGCACAUUUGGAAAAAGAAUCAAUUGCUCAGCGUUCUUACUUCCGUACUCUGCUCAUGUAUGGGUUCCAUUUUCUGGUGUGGUUCCUAUGUGUCAAAGGAAUCAGAGACACACAGUGUGGAUUCAAAUUAUUUACUCGAGAAGCAGCUUCACGGACGUUUUCGUCUCUACACAUUGAACGAUGGGCAUUUGAUGUAGAAUUACUUUACAUAGCACAGUUCUUUAAAAUUCCAAUAGCAGAAAUUGCUGUCAACUGGACUGAAAUUGAAGGUUCUAAAUUAGUUCCAUUUUGGAGCUGGCUACAAAUGGGCAAGGACCUACUUUUUAUACGACUUCGAUAUCUAACUGGUGCCUGGAGGCUUGAACAAACCAAGAAGAUGAAUUAGGUUAUUUCCCAUCUUUGUAUUCUUAUGUAUCAGUGUCAACACAUUUCAUUUGAAAUUAAAAUUUUAAAUAAAUCUGGAAUAAACGUAUGCCAUUGUCUGCCUUUUGGUAAUUUUAAAGAAUUAACUGCCACAACUAAAAAUGCUUAUACCCCUUUUGGACCAAAAAAUUUAAAGGUAUUUGUAACGAA
Messenger RNA from Mustela erminea (ermine), 1249 nucleotides. RefSeq names its product ALG5 dolichyl-phosphate beta-glucosyltransferase (gene ALG5). The transcript has 10 exons. The record is from RefSeq and is a predicted model, not a curated record. Gene Ontology annotation, cellular component: endoplasmic reticulum membrane. NCBI's taxonomy places the organism in Eukaryota, Metazoa, Chordata, Mammalia, Carnivora, Mustelidae. Bases 87 to 1061 code for a protein of 324 amino acids.